GAAAAGUUGAAUUAAAUUAUAAUUUCAAAGGCAAUUAAAUAGAUGUCUACGCUUCCAGAACUAUCUUUAUUAAUAAUCGAUUGUACAAAUUAUGUGGCCUAGAUAAUGUUAUUAAACUUGGUGGGUCAUCUUGUUGGUCUUCAUUCUUCAAUCUAUGCCACGUGGUGUCCGGAUUUUCCUUAAUCGUACUCCAAAUGAUGCCAGAAUUGCUCAUGUAGGUGACAUAAUGUUUAGGGCGGGAACAAUUAUUUCACACGGUAUAAAUAAUAUAUAGAUAUAGAUUGUGAGUAAGCAUUGUUACAAACUACAACUGACUGCUGAAACGCUGUAUUUGCAUUUUGCUGAAGGAGAACUGUGAGCAGGUUGGUCCCCGUUACAGUUCUAAGGAUUGCUGGUUCCAGUCCUCAGUUGACCGGCCACAAUUAAGAACUGAAACCUGAGAAGAAGAGCAAGUCCAGCUGCGGCGGCAGCUUACCUGGCCUUUGUGAAUAUGGGGCAGCUCAGCAAAAGUCUUCAAUUUGAAUCACGAAAGUGCUUCAAAACUAUGAGGCAGCGAGCAGGCCGGUGAUUAUGUCGUCCACUUCAAUCUUGAGCAAGGGAAGAUAUAUUCUAGAUAUAGAGGGCAGAUUAGUCUUUGCAAUAGCCAACAGUAAAAUAAUGAAUUUCAGCUUAAAAAGUAGCAAGACACUUGUUUUUCCGACUGAUCAUAAAAAUCAGCCAAAACAGCCUGUUUGGCACGUGUUUGGUGAUUUUUUUCUACUUUCAGGCUUAUAAGCCUAUUUUGAGUUCUCCAAACGGCCACAUUAUGUUCCAAACUAAUUCAAGAAAUCAAGGAUGAAGUGAUGAAGAACUUUGAAAUGAGUGAUUUGGCCCUUUUGUGCUAUUACUUUGGAAUUGAAGUGAAGCAAGUGAAGAACACAAUAACUCUGAGUCAGACAGGUUAUGCCAAGAAGAUCUUAGAGAAGAUGGGAAUGGCAGAAUGCAACCCAUGUUGUCUUCCAAUGGAACCAAGAAGCAAACUCAACAAGUAUGAUGGAGAGCCGACUAUUAAUCAAACAAAUUAUAGAAGUAUCAUUGGCAGCCUGAGGUAUUUGACUAACACUAGACCUGAUCUUACUUACUCUGUGGGCAUUGUAAGCAGGUAUAUGGAAGCACCAACAACUGCACACCUAAAUGUUGUAAAGCAAAUCCUGAGAUAUGUUAAAGGGACAAUUGACUUUGGAUGUGUGUACAAAAGAGAACAAACAAGUGAGGGUUUGAUUGGCUACAGUGACAGUGAUCUAGCUGAGGAUUUAGAUGACGGAAAAAGUACUACAAAGAUCCUGUAUUUUCUAAAUGACAGCCCUAUCACAUGGGUAUCUCAGAAGCAAAGGAUAGUUGUACUGUCAUCAUGCGAGGCAGAGUAUAUCGCAGCAACAAGUGGGGCAUGUCAAGGAAUUUGGCUCACAAAAUUACUGGAAAGUAUACUGGAAAGUGCCAACAUGAAACCGGUAUUGAGGGUGCAGUUGGCACCCUUGAAAUAGUUCAAUGCCCACUUAAGAAAGCAACAGUGGUUUAUUGUGAUAAUAUAAGCUCUGUAUACAUGACCAGCAACCCCGUCCAACAUCAUCAUACUAAACACAUUGAAAUGGACAUCCAUUUUGUUCGUGAAAAGGUUGCCCGUGGUGAAGUUUGCGUUCUACACAUUCCUUCCCGACACCAGUUUGCGGAUAUCUUUACGAAAGGUCUUCCCCAAAUUUUAUUUGAAGAAUUCAAUUCCAGUCUCAACAUCAGUCAAUCUCCAGCUUUAACUGCAGGGGGGGUUAGCAUAAUUUCAUGCAUGUGUACGCACACUUGGUUGGAGAUAAAGUCAUGCAUUUUGGAAAUUAUUUACACGGAUUUUUUAAUCCAAUUAGGGUCGUGCCUACCUUAAGUCAAAUGAAUCCAACCUCCUGGUCCCGAAGUUAGCUAAUGAGCCUAAGGCCUCCAAGUUAUGAGCCCUGAGCCAAUUCUAUUGUAAUAGGCUUAUGGAGAUAAAUGACCCUAUUCUUAAACCUAAGAGUCCAAAGUACAUUGGUACAAGGUUACAUGCCUAUAUAUUUCUUCACGUUGGUACAAGGUUACAUGCCUAUAUAUUUCUUCAGUUAUGUCUAUUUGCAAAAAUUCACGAAAUAUUUAUACAAACUUAUGUAACAUUAGCAUUUAUAGCAUCUUGAUCAACAUAUGAUGUACUCUAUUCACUUUCAUUUUUUCGUAAGAUGAUAUUCUCAUUUAAAUUGUACUAUAUUACACUUUUAGGCAUAACAUAAGAUGAUAUUCUUGAUCAACAAACUUCAUUAUAAUAGAAGUCAUUUAUAAUUUUAGGCGCAUAUUACGCUGAAAGAGAGAGAUUUAUGUCAUUCAACAAACAUCAAUGAAGUACCAAUUGCAUG
Cuscuta epithymum is the source of this 2411-nucleotide messenger RNA. NCBI's taxonomy places the organism in Eukaryota, Viridiplantae, Streptophyta, Magnoliopsida, Solanales, Convolvulaceae. The record is from the annotation of a GenBank genome assembly.